CUGGUCCAGCUGCAGGCGGCCGACAGCCGGCGGGAGCGGAGAGGACACCGAGGCCGGACCAGGAGCAUCACAGGGCGGCGUCACAAGGACCGGAGCCCCGCCUGGAGGCCAACCGUCCGUCCGCAUCAGUCCGCCUCUCCCGGCUUCACGACGCAAACAUGAACGGAAGAGUCGGAGAUCUGAGUCCAAAACAGGCGGAAGCUUUGGAACAAUUCCGAGCGAGGGUACAAGACAUUCUUCCUCAACUUCCUGCGCAGCAUGACCACUUCCUGUUACGCUGGCUCCGAGCCAGAAACUUCAACCUGCAGAAGUCCGAGGCCAUGCUGCGAAAGGUAACGGGCCCGUGUUUGAAGAAUCAGCCGGUGUUACGUAACGAGCCAAAGCUCAGAACACCUGUGCAGCACCUGGAGUUCAGGAAACACUUGAAGGUUGACUCCAUCAUCUCAGACUGGCGCCCUCCGGAGGUGAUCGAGAAGUACCUGUCAGGAGGGAUGUGCGGCUACGACCGAGAGGGCAGCCCCGUCUGGUACGACGUGAUCGGACCCGUGGACCCUAAAGGCCUCUUCCUGUCCGCCUCCAAGCAGGACUUCGUCAAGUCCAAGAUCCGGGACUGCGAGAUGCUGCAGCGGGAGUGCAACCUGCAGUCAGAGCGGCUGGGCAGGAACGUGGAGUCCAUCACCAUGGUCUACGAUGUUGAAGGUCUGGGUCUGAAGCAUUUAUGGAAACCUGCCAUCGAAACAUACGGAGAGAUCCUCCAGAUGUUCGAGGAUAAUUACCCCGAAGGCCUGAAGAGGCUGUUUGUCAUUAAAGCUCCGAAGCUCUUCCCUGUGGCCUACAACCUCGUCAAACACCUUCUGAGCGAGAUCACACGACAAAAGAUCCACAUCCUGGGAGCCAACUGGCAGGAGGUUUUACUGAAGCACAUCGAUGAAGAGGAGCUGCCGGCCAUCUACGGAGGCAAACUGACGGACCCUGACGGAGACCCUCGCUGUCGGAACAGGAUAAACCACGUGGGACCCGUCCCCCCCUCUUAUUAUGUGCGGGACCACGUUAAGGUGGACUACGAGAGCUGCCUGACCAUCGGCCGGGGGUCCUCCCAGCAGCUGGACUUUGAGAUCCUGUUUCCGGGCUGCGUCCUGCGCUGGUAUUUUGCCAGCGAGGGGGCAGACAUCGGUUUCGGCGUGUUUCUAAAAGCUAAAAUGGGCGAGUGGAAGAAGGCCUCAGAGAUGCAGGAAGUGGUCCCCAGCGACAGGUACAACGCCCACCUGGUCCCGGAGGACGGCUCUCUGACCUGCGAGCGUCCCGGAGUCUACGUGCUGAGGUUUGACAACACCUACAGCAUCUUCCAGACCAAACGGGUCAGCUACACCGUGGAGGUCCUGCUGCCGGACCACCUGCAGUCCCCCAGCAGGAAACCUGGAGACCAACCGCAAGUCAACGGCAACAACAACAACAACAGCAGCUAGUCACAACAACAACAACAGCUAGUCACAAC
This is a messenger RNA of Austrofundulus limnaeus, 1495 nucleotides long. Its product is annotated as SEC14-like protein 2. NCBI's taxonomy places the organism in Eukaryota, Metazoa, Chordata, Actinopteri, Cyprinodontiformes, Rivulidae. The coding region runs from base 159 to 1466 and encodes 435 amino acids. The transcript is spliced from 12 exons. The record is from RefSeq and is a predicted model, not a curated record. Gene Ontology annotation, cellular component: cytoplasm.